AUGAGCGAGAACAUACUUCACAAGAGGCAAAGGAUCUUAGGUCACACAAAUUUGGAACUGGAUGAUGAGACCCUUGAGCAAUACACGUUAAUAGAAGUGGAAAAGUUGAUGCACAUGCAUGACCGCUCAUUAAAUGAUAUUAAAGAGAUGCCAAAGAUCAAACAUGUUUUGCUAAAAGAAUUGGGGAACAGUUUGUGGAGCCAAGAAAUGGAUUACGAUGUUGCCGAGGAAACACUAAGACAUGACAGGCAGUACAACUUACUUAAUGCCGAGCAGCGUGCGAUUUACGAAUCAGUCUUAGACUCUGUUGAAAAAAAGGAUGGAAAACUAUUCUUUGUAUAUGGCGCAUGUGGCACAGGAAAAACAUUCCUAUACCAAACCAUUAUAUCCAGACUUCGCUCGAGAAAACAAAUCGUUCUCCCGGUUGCUUCUUCAGGAAUAACCGCAUUGCUACUACCAAACGGGGGAACAUCUCAUUCUUGUUUUAAUAUUCCUUUGAAGCUCGACGAAAAUAAGCUCUGCAAAAUCACACCAGGAACAAUGCUGGCUGAACUAAUUGAGAAAACAGACCUCAUAAUUUGGGAUGAGGCACCUAUGACAGACAAGCAUGCUUUCGAAGCACUAGACAAACUUUGA
Messenger RNA from Brassica oleracea var. oleracea, 636 nucleotides. Its product is annotated as ATP-dependent DNA helicase PIF4-like. Bases 1 to 636 code for a protein of 211 amino acids. The record is from RefSeq and is a predicted model, not a curated record. Gene Ontology annotation, biological process: DNA repair; telomere maintenance. Lineage: Eukaryota; Viridiplantae; Streptophyta; Magnoliopsida; Brassicales; Brassicaceae. Gene Ontology annotation, molecular function: DNA helicase activity. The transcript has a single exon.